AGACAUAUUCUAAUUAUAUCUCGACAUUACCUUAGCAAAAUUAAUAAAUCCACAAUUUCCCCCCCAAAUAAAUGUCUUCCAAAUUCGAUCCAAUUCUUCCUCUCAAUCUCAUCCUUCCCCACCCAAAUCCAAACCCCAACUCCCUUCACCUCCCCGCCGGCCCUCCCGCCGCCGCCAAACUCGUAAUCACCGGCGGCAACAGCCUCUCCGGCCACGUGCCCAUCAGCGGCUCCAAGAACUCAGCUCUGGCUAUUCUUGCGGCGACACUCUGCUGCCGCGGCGAUUCGAAGCUGAGCAAUGUGCCCCAAUUGAUCGAUACGACGACAAUGGCGGCCGUUUUGAGCUCUCUGGGAGCUGAAAUUGAAUUCUCCGGUAACGAGGUGGUGGUGAGGACGGACCGGGUCGGGUCGGUGGAGCCCGACGCGGGUCUGGUUGGAAGGAUCCGAGGCGGGUUCUUUGUAGUCGGGCCGCUGCUGGCCCGCUUCGGCGAGGCGGCUGUUGGGCUCCCCGGCGGGUGUGAUAUUGGGGCCCGGCCCGUUGAUAUUUAUGUUCGUGGGCUUAGGGAGCUUGGCGCCGUUGUGGAAUUGAGGGACAACAAGCUCGUAGCACGUGCAGCAAACGGACGAGGUCUUGUUGGCGGGAGGUUCCGCCUUGAUUACCCCAGCGUCGGAGCAACUCAAACUCUGAUGAUGGCAGCAUGCUUGGCCGAAGGCACGACGCUCCUCUCCAACGUUGCCGGAGAGCCAGAGAUAGCCGAUCUUGCUUCCUUCCUCACAAGCGCAGGGGCUCGUGUGGGAGGCGUGGGGACGGACAAGAUAUGCAUUCACGGGACGAGGCAGCUCUAUGGCACUGAACACACGAUCAUGCCUGAUCGGAUUGAGGCAGGCACGUUCAUGCUCGCUGCUGCCAUCACUCGUUCGCGCAUUUCCCUCUCCCCUGUCUGCCCCGAGCUCUUGUCCGUCUUGAUUGACAAGCUCUCGGGCGCUGGUUGCACGAUCUCACACGUGCGUGAUGAACUGGAGCUUUCCGCCAUUCCUCGAAGAAGUGGAGAGGGCUUACGCGGUUUUGAUGUUAGAACGCUCCCAUAUCCCGGAUUCCCGACAGAUCUCCAGCCUCAGACAAUGGCAUUGCUGUCAACCUGUGAUGGUUUGAGCAUUGUAGAGGAAUCCGUGUUUGAGAACCGCUUGACUCAUGUAAAAGAACUGCAAAAGUUCGGAGCUAAGAUUUACACCGAGGGAAGUACUGCGUUCGUACACAGGAAAGGGAGAGGAGAGAAACUACGUGGUGCACGAGUCGAUGCAGCUGACCUAAGAGGCGGGAUGUCGUUAGUAUUAGCCGGCUUAGCUGCAGAAGGAGUGACUCAGGUUAGCAGAAUGUGUAACAUAGACCGGGGUUACGAGAGUUUGGAGACGAAGCUUCGUUCAUUGGGAGCCGAUGUGAAGAGGCUAGAGAAGUCCCAGUCCAUCUUGAGAUCAUGAAGUACUUCUUCAGUCCCAUUCAAAAGCAAAUCAUUUCGUUUUAUGCACUAGAUUUCAUGCAGUGUUGUUUAGUGCGUCGAGUAAAGUACAGAAAGUAAAUGUUUUCAUUUUAAAAAAUAUAUAGAAAUAUACUGCAAAGAAUUGUCAAGAAGAAGAGAGCAGAGUGAACUAUAUAAUGCAGUUGCAGGGGAACUGCAGGGGAAUAAAAAUAAUCUUAGCAACUGUUUGGAAAUACUAUAUAAUGCAGUUGCAGGGGAACUGCAGGGGAAUAAAAAUAAUCUUAGCAACUGUUUGAAUUUCCAAUAUUUUUUCUACAUAGUUAUAUGUUAAUUUUUA
Salvia splendens (bonfire salvia) is the source of this 1814-nucleotide messenger RNA. RefSeq names its product UDP-N-acetylglucosamine 1-carboxyvinyltransferase 2. Gene Ontology annotation, biological process: UDP-N-acetylgalactosamine biosynthetic process. The record is from RefSeq and is a predicted model, not a curated record. The transcript has 6 exons. NCBI's taxonomy places the organism in Eukaryota, Viridiplantae, Streptophyta, Magnoliopsida, Lamiales, Lamiaceae. Bases 72 to 1478 code for a protein of 468 amino acids. Gene Ontology annotation, molecular function: UDP-N-acetylglucosamine 1-carboxyvinyltransferase activity.